AUGCUCUCACUCCAUGCUGCUGGGAUCCAAGCAAGUCUUAGUUUGGGACCUGAUGGGAACCUUCCAAGGCUCAGGGACAUAUUCCUGUUCGCCUUGAGCCACGACGAUGCCCCCUCUCUGCUGGUGAACGUCUGCUGCCUCCUGCUGGUGGGCCCGUGUCAGGAGCGGCGCUGGGGCACGGUGGCCUUCCUGGGGCUGGCAGCUGUGUCCUGGGCCGCGGUGCCCUGUGCCUACUCCCUGGUGCUCUGGGUGGGUGUGGGCGAUGCCAGCCGGGUGUGUGGAUACUCCGCGGUGCAGCUGGCCUUGUUCACAGCACAGUGCAGACAGGUGAAGGGCAGGAGGCUGGGCUGUGUCCCCGUGUGGCUCCUGCCCUGGACUGCCCUGCUCCUGGCCCUGCUGCUGCUGCCUGGGACCCCCGCCCUGCUGCACUUCUGCGCCAUCUGCAUCGGACACAACUACAGCGUACAUUUCAUCGGGACACUACAGGAGCUGGAGCGCCUCAGCCUGGUGCACCGUGUCCCAGAGUGGGCCUUCAUCUCCUCCCCCUCCAGGAUCAGACUCCCCACACACUCUGCCUCACACAGAUUUAGUCAACCGUCUGAGCCAGGCCCCCCGGUGAGCUCCUAUCACCCUUUCUCUGGAACCGGCCCUGGGAUGGACCUCUUUGAGCCUGGGCAAAGUUCUAGUUGGAGCUCAGACCACUUUCAUGGUGCGACUGAAGUGGAAGUUUUGGAGGAGCAGAUGUUCCGGGCUGGGAUCCUGGCUUCUCUGCAGGAUUAUCCCGACAGUGCUUACUCCCUGGGGUCUUCACAUUUCCCUCAGGCCACAUCUGGGGUCCGGUCCUCCCUACAAGACCCUCUGGACUCUCCGCAGGCAAAAGUGGAGCUGCCCAAGUCCUCCGUCUCCUCCCUUAGGCUGCAGCAGCUGCAGAGGAUGGGCUUCUGCACAGAGAAGGCGGUGGUGGCGCUGGCAGCUUCCAAACAGCUAGAGGGCGCUGUGUCUCUGCUUGUGCACGACUCGAUCGGCCCUGAGGCUGUGGUGGUGGGAGCUGCGGCCCCGGGGCCAAGUCCACAUAGAUGA
Messenger RNA from Knipowitschia caucasica, 1080 nucleotides. The record is from the annotation of a GenBank genome assembly. Lineage: Eukaryota; Metazoa; Chordata; Actinopteri; Gobiiformes; Gobiidae.